GAGGAAAGGCUUGAAUGUAUAGCUAAGAGAAGCUGACCACUGAACGUAGCUGAGAUAUUCAACUGGUUCCGGUCAUUCGUUAGGAGAUACCGCCACAAAGCAACGUUUCGGUACCUUGCACAGCGAUUGGAGCCAGAAGGAGCAGCGGAUCUUUUUUAAAGCAAAUGUAUAAAGCGAUGUUACAAAGGAAUGGCUCCCAGCUCCUUUUCCUAAUAGCCCUGUGCAGUGUGUUAUAUUCCCGGACUCAGUGUUUGCCAUAUGCAUCGAGACCAACCAGACACGCAGACGGUCUCUUUACUAGUGGAUACAGCAAACUUCUUGGACAACUAUCUGCGCGGCGGUACCUGGAAUCUUUGAUUGGAAAGCGAGUCAGUGACGACAUGAUGGAAGACCAGGUACCAGUGAAGCGCCACUCAGAUGCUAUAUUCACAGACAACUACAGUCGCUUUCGCAAACAGAUGGCUGUGAAGAAAUACCUGAACUCUGUCCUGACAGGAAAAAGAAGUCAAGAAGACCUUCCCAUGCCAGAAGAAUCCAGAAAUGAGCCUCCAUUUCAAGAGAGCUAUGAUGAUGUCAAUGUAGAUCACCUUCUCAAUAACUUGCAGUUGCCUCUUUGAGGAAGAGCCACUGGUGCAAUUACUUCAAUCAAUCAAUCUCAUCAUUUCCCAUUCAGAACAAUAUUUAAGUACUUUAACAGCAGACGUCUCAAAGUCAAGUGUGGUCAUCUCUACAAUAUAAAGUAAAUGUUUACACUGUAUAUGAAAUAUUCAAAAACUGAAAAUAAAUAGCCAAUGUAAACACUAUACUGUGUGUCAUCUUGGAAUCUGAUAGAUUUGCUUUGAAAAGAACUCUGUAAAAUAAUAGUUCAGUAAACACAUUCAUUAAACAAGCUUUAUCUUGGUUUACAGUACAGUCAGUUCAUACAAAAGAUGACCAUAAUUUGAGCUAAAAUGCAUAUAAUCAAUUGAUAUCCAUGUAGAGCAGUGCUAUACGGUGUCCAUAACCAUACCUACAGCCUUUAUUGAUGUCAAAUCAUUCAACAAAUAAAAUAUGCUUAUUUAUUUUUCAGCUAAAUAAUUUUGUAAGUAAAUAAUGAUGAUGGCUCUUUAUUUUAAAGUGGAAAAAACAGUAUUGCAUAAUAAAUGAUAAUAUAGACUACUUCCACCCCCAUGACAAAAUUUGCCACAAAUGUUAUGUUAAACUCAAAACAUUUUUAUUUCCUGAAUGGGACAUUUGAUUUCAAGCUUAUCACUUUCAUGCCAUUUGAUUAGUAAAAAUGUGCUUGUUAUUGGCUAUCAGUUCAAAUCAGUAAAACACUGAGCACAUACAAUUUCUUAGUCUGAUUAAUCAUACAGUGUAAAUAUUUAAUCUUGAUUAAAACAGUCAGCCAUUAAAGGCAUGAGAUGGAGCACAUCAUAGCACAGCAAAUAAUCAUUUACAUGAAUUUAUUUAAUUCAAUAUAAUGUGAUAUUAAUGUUUCAGGCCACAGACUUAAGUGAGAAUUGUAAGAAGACUGUGAGAAAUAUGACAGAGAAAUUGUUUCCACAAGACACAAAUUAUUGGUCGAUUUUGAAAAAGAAUGUACCUUUGAAUAUAUUCAGUAAAUAAAAUGGUAUAGAAUUGU
This is a messenger RNA of Esox lucius (northern pike), 1624 nucleotides long. It is a transcript of the gene vip, whose product is annotated as vasoactive intestinal peptide. The transcript has 6 exons. Gene Ontology annotation, biological process: phospholipase C-activating G protein-coupled receptor signaling pathway; negative regulation of potassium ion transport; positive regulation of endothelial cell proliferation. The coding region runs from base 165 to 617 and encodes 150 amino acids. Gene Ontology annotation, molecular function: neuropeptide hormone activity; peptide hormone receptor binding. The record is from RefSeq and is a predicted model, not a curated record. Gene Ontology annotation, cellular component: extracellular region; neuron projection; perikaryon. NCBI's taxonomy places the organism in Eukaryota, Metazoa, Chordata, Actinopteri, Esociformes, Esocidae.